Molecule: messenger RNA, 1164 nt
Organism: Sorghum bicolor (sorghum)
Lineage: Eukaryota; Viridiplantae; Streptophyta; Magnoliopsida; Poales; Poaceae
Product: expansin-B2
Exons: 4
Coding region: 25-861 (278 amino acids)
Biological process (GO): sexual reproduction
Cellular component (GO): extracellular region
Source: RefSeq, a predicted model, not a curated record
CGAACACGACGACCUUGAGCUGAGAUGGCCGUCGCGAUCUCCAUCAAGGUGGCUGCACUCGUCAUCUCCGUGUUCGCCACGCAUGGCGCUCGCGCGCAGCCGAGCUACAACAACGCCUCCUCCUCCUCCGCCCGCAGAGAGUUGUACUACUCCAGCACCACCGGCGGCAGCUGGCUCCCUGCCAAGGCCACCUGGUACGGCCGGCCCAACGGCGCCGGCCCUGACAACAACGGUGGCGGGUGUGGGUACAGCGGCACCAACCUGUACCCUUUCAAUUCCAUGACGUCCUGUGGCGACAGGAACGUGUUCAGGGACGGCAAGGGCUGCGGCUCAUGCUACCAGAUAAAAUGCGUGAGCAGCAACAACCCUGCCUGCUCCGGCGUGCCCCAGACGAUUAUCAUCACCGACGUGAACUACGACACCAGCCUCGGCCCCAACCGUUUCGACCUCAGCGGCACGGCGUUCGGCGCCAUGGCUAAGCCUGGCCUCAACGGCAAGCUCCGCAAUGCCGGCGCCCUCAGCAUCCAGUACAGGAGGGUGCCCUGCAACUACAAGGGCUUGAACGUGAGGUUCCACGUGAUGGGAGGCUGCAACCCAUUCUACUUCGCGGUGAUCGUGUACUACGCGGGCAGCGAUGGCGCCGUGGUGCAGGUGGAGCUCAAGGAGGCCAACUCGCGGACAUGGAGGCCGCUGUACGAGUCGUGGGGCGCCGUCUGGAGGAUAGACCCGGGCCACCCGCUGAGGGCGCCCCUCUCGCUGCGCGUCCGCAGCGACGGCGGCAAGACUCUGGUGGCCUACGACGUCAUCCCGAUCAACUGGAGGGGCAAUGCCGAUUACCGUACCAUCGCUCAGUUCCGCUGAGGGGCACACACCGCGACAAUGAACACUCCCCUCGAUCUUAACAGGGUUCAGUACAUUUUUAUCUUCAAUCGCGUGGUUGAAAUUUUAACGUAUGUAUUGCAUCAUCUCAUUUUUACGGUGUUUUUUGAGGUUUCAAAAUCAUUCCUACUUGCGAUUUUGAGAAUUCUAGAUACUUGUUCUUGUGUGUCUUGAGAUGCAUAGUACGUGGAAUAGAUAUACAGUAUACUCGUAUAUAUAUAUAUAUAUAGGAGGCAAAGUGUUAUAUUCAUGUGUUCCACUAUAUAUCACAACUGUUUACAACUA